This is a messenger RNA of Chinchilla lanigera (long-tailed chinchilla), 7731 nucleotides long. RefSeq lists its product as uncharacterized. The record is from RefSeq and is a predicted model, not a curated record. Lineage: Eukaryota; Metazoa; Chordata; Mammalia; Rodentia; Chinchillidae. The coding region runs from base 2078 to 2539 and encodes 153 amino acids. The transcript is spliced from 3 exons.
CAGGGAUGGGGUGGCUUCUGAAACCUGGGAAAGGCCCAGAGCCCGCCACACACACACCCGCCUUCAGCAUGAACACAGCCUGUACUGGCUGCCCAGGGACACGCAUGCGGACACCAGACCUGAACAGUUAUCACUUGAGUUGUUCCCUGCCGCUAGGUUUGUGGUCAUUCAUGACAGCAGCAGGAGGGGACAAAUCCCCCCCGCCCCUCCUAGGGAAGUACCCGGAGCAGUGAUCAGGUUGGGGCAACUGGUGUAGCUGUCAUCGCAAGAUUUAUGGUGUCUUUGUGGCAGGAAGGUUUAGCAGCCUCUCUGUUAGCUGUUUUGAAAUACACUGUGGAUUGUUGUCAGCCAUGGUUACUCUUGUGCGCUGCAGAAAUAAGAGUUCGUGCUUCUGUCCAGCAGCACCGCUGCACUCUACACAUGCACACGCACACACACACACUCGCUCAUGCACAUGCACGCACACGCACGCACACAUGCACACGCACACGCACGCCGCUGGUAGCUGCUCUGCUGUUUCCGGAGAUCAGCUUGUUCCGCUCCCUCUGUGGGUGAGGUCAAGUCCCACUUGUCUUUCUGUGUCUGGCUCCUACUAAAGCCAGGGGCCUCCGUUUCCAUCCAACAGGAUUUCAUCCUUUUUGUGGCCAAAUAAUAUUCCACUGUGCCUCUACCCGGUGUUUUGCUUUACCAAGUGGUCUUCAGGAACACUUAGGUGAGCACCCCAUCUUGACUGUGGUCAGUAGUAACAGUGAACGCAGGGCCGUGGGUGACUGCUUGAUGUAAGGGUCUCAUUUCCUUUGGAUGAAUACUGAGUAUCAUGAUCAUCGUAUCACGCGGUGGCUCUUUUUCUAGCUUUUUGACAGAUCUCCAUCCUGUUCUCCUAAUCACUGUGCUCAUUUACAUCCCACCUGGGUGGGGAAGAGCAAGGCCCGGUUCCUGUGCAGCCUGCCUAUUCUCCUAUCAGCGCAAAGGGGCCCAAGGAAGGCUUCAUCCUUCUGCCUAGAGAAAGUCGUCUCUGGCUCCGGGGGGCUGGGGGCAGCAGACCUCCUGGGAGCCAGGCAAGACUGAUGCUUUUAUCACUAACAGGUGUCAAUUGGCAAAAGACCAGCACCCCAGUUUCUCCUGACAGUCAGGCUCUCCUCACCCGGAUAUUCCACCAUUGUAUCUGGACAGCAAGUGGAGGAUAGGGUGAGAUGGCCGCGUAGUGCAGUCCUUCCAGGGUGCCAGGACCACGCGGUGGGGCUGGAGGCCCUCUGCGCAACCGGGCUCGCUCCUCUUCCCUUGGGAACAGGAGGCCAGGAAGCGGCCGCUCCUCCUCCUCCUCAGGACCCCUGACCAGCGGAGUUGGGCUCGGGGUGGACGGUCAGCCCUCGGUUCUGGUUCUGGUGUGGGGGGCAGCAAGGCUGGCGCCGGCUCCCGAGUUUGCACCCCGCUUGCAUCCAGCCCUCCUAGGCCGGCGGGGCCCUGUGGCUAACCCAGAGUGACUCCGCAUGACCAGGUGGAGAUGCUUCCUCACUGUUACGAUCCCUCUUCCUUUCCAGGGCUUCAGGACCGGGAGGCACAGGUCUGCGUUGCCAUCUCAUGUGACAGUCUUGUUAGGAUACCCGUGGCCCCACUCAGAAACCACCGGUAUCUGGAGGCGGAGACGGGUUCAAGUCCCAGGUCCCUGCGUCCCCGUGGGUGAGCGUGGCAGGUCCCCUCCCGAGACGGGUCCCGCUUUUCCUCUUGCAGAAUGAGGAUAACACCCAGCCUGCGAAACCUGAGGGAAGGUAAAAGUGACGUAGGUAAAGAAUACGGGCAAUUAUAAGCACUCGACCGGUAGCUGUAUUUAUUUCUGCCCAAGAAAACUGAGAGGGGGCGUAGCAGCCGGUAGACUUGGAACUGAGAUGUCUCCACAGCUCCCCCUGGCCGCAGGCCUGAGACGUCUCUCGGGGACUCUCCGAUCGCCCCACCCGACCGCCCAGCUGUGCACAUCUGGAGACCGCGCCUGGCCGGAGCUCCCCAGCCGCGUCUCCAGCAGGUCCCGUCCUGGCCGGAUCUCCCGCGCAGAGGGCCUAGAGACCGCGUCUUCGUGGAGAUGCUGCGGGCGCGCGAUGCUUGGCAGCUGCGCACCCCGAAAGUGCAGCCUGGCUCUGCCGGCUGGGACCGCGGCGCGGAGGCGUCGGAGAGGGGCUGGCGUGCAGCCCGCGGCGGUUCAGACCCGGCCAAGGCGCCCGGUGCGGGCCCAGGCGACUCCGUCGGGUUGCGGGGCUCCCGGGACACCGCCCAGCACCGCGAGGGCCGGGCAGCUGCGUCCGACACCACCUCCACCCGGACUCAGCUCCUUGGCCGCAGGCUUGCAGGUCACUUUUCGUGGGGUUUUCUUUGCAGCCACACCGCCCUCAUGCACGCCAUGCUCGAGCAGCGCUCUCCCUGGAACAUGAGGAGGGUAGGAACAGGAGCACAGCCCCAUUCCGGGGGUUCAUUUCCGGGGGAGGAUGCAGUACCGGUUUCAAAUGGCCUCCAACAAGGCAGUGGCCUAGCACUGCUUCCUUUUUGAACUUUAUAGCCCAGAACAAUUAAGACCAUAGGUCUCUGCCACAGGAAACAGGAAGGCCAGGCUUUCUCCUCUGAGCCGCUGGCAUUGUUGUGUUGUCUUUCACUACGUAGGAAAGGCCUUAAGGAGAACUGGAUUUACAGCUUGGCUGUGGUCAGAAGGAACCUGAACUGGCAUUGGUUAUACACAGUCAAAUCACAGAACGAAGUAAGUUCAACACAACUUCAAAGAGCUGUUUUAUGCCAUCUUUUUCAACUGUCCAAACAAAAUCGUUCUACCAUUUAAGUUGAUUUUUUACAUUAUUACCUAUGGAUAGCAUCCAACAGAUACUUUCUUUAGAAAACAAACAACACACAGGACAUAGAGGCGCUCUCUUGGAGCAGGUGUGGACAGGUGACAGCAUCAAGCUCAGUGGCUGGUCAGGCUCAGGCUUUGGCCUAGAGUUUGUGAGUCUCCUCUGCUAUCAGCAUUGCAUCGGGGGAAGAGCAGGGUUUGCCUCAGUGGUCCCUGGGAGCCUCGGUGUUCUCCUGCGGAGAAUGGAAAUAAUAAUCACAUGAGCUUCACAGCGCACCAUGGAGCCCGCGCAGCAGGUGGCACACGGCCUCCCUGCCUGGUCUUCCAGCCCACCUGCAGUGGGCAUCCUUAUCACGAGGACAAGCCCAGGUCUGGAAAUCCCAACGACACAUUUACUUUGUUCUCAUUGUCGAUCUAAAGUGAAUAGUUCUCAUUGGAACAAACAGUUCAAACAAAUCUGUACAGCUUGGAGGGUUGGCUCAUUAUUUAUAGGUAUUUCACACAUGCCCUGUGAUUGUGGAGGCGUGUGGUAUUUGGGAGUCAAAGCGUGGAAAUUACUACCGGACUUCUCCAGGUUCCCCUUCUCUAAUCCCAGGCCCCGGAGGAACUCAGCACUGUGUCCCCGCAGCCUCGCGUUCAGGAUUUUGUAGGGAUCAGGUUAGUAUGUAAGCGCAUCUGCUCUUGCUUAGCAGCAAUAUGACAAGCAGCUAUUGGAAUGACUCUUCUGAGAUAUUUUCCAUGUUGUCCUUCGCUUGCUUUUUUAGAGGCUUAUGAAAUCAAUUCCUGCUUGAGUUGCCUGCAGAUGAGUUUUAUCCUUCUGAUUGUCGGGAAACAAAAACUGUGCAGUCCAACACCAUCAGCUUUUGCUUUGCCUGCCAGAAGACAUAUAAUCAGUUUAUUGCCACGUGUCCCGUUCAUUUCAUUUCAGUGCCUAGAGGCUCCCCCUGCCUGGGGUCCCUCAACAAGGCCUGCAGGACAGUGGCUGUUAAUUGCUCGUCUCACACCCUGUUUUCAGCUGGAGUCUUUGUAGAGUAAGAGUGGGAGGCAGCAUGACUUUUAAACCUCAAAGGACAGAAACAAAUUCACUUAAUUCGAUGUUAUUAUCACCAGCAAAAACUAUGGGAUCUGCACUGUAAGCGAAUGUGAACAGAUUAUUGUAGGGAUAGUUAAAAUUUCUGUUCAGGAAUGAAAAUGUUAAAAACUCACCAAUCCCAUAGGUGUGUGACAGCAAAGGUGUCACACCGUGGAGUCAGCCUGCCUGGCUGUGAAUCUUAGUGUCCCUUUGCACGAGGUGUAGAGCCUUGGGCAAGUUAUUUACCUUCUCAAAACUCCAGGUUCAUUAUCUCCAAAGUACAGAUAAAAAGCUUUGAAAAUCCAUGAGACACUUAAGUGCAGUAAACCUCCAUAAAUACCAGAUUUCUCUCUUUCCACUCCUUUUCUCUCAUGUGUGCUAACAGUAUUCCUGACAGUUAUCAAAAGCCCAAUAUUCGAAUACUGAACAGUAGGUUUACGUGCUCUGAGGCACAAUGGGUUAUGGUCCCAAAAUGCUGAAGAUUGGAAAAUCCUUAAUUUUACUGUCUCUAGUGAUUGCCUUAUUCAAAUUCCAGCAAUCUAGGUCAUGCGACAUUCUUUAACAGGCACAAAUGGCCGGGUGGAGCAGCUGUGGUCAUGGGACCUGGGCUCAAGGCUUGGUGACUCAAGGUGUGGGAGGUGAACCACCACCUCCCUGACUUCCAAAACGGCUGCUGAAGGAAUGGUUGGCCUACUCUUUCCCACACGCUCACCCUCCUACAGUGACCAGCAGUCCCACCAAGGCCUGGCAGGAAGACACCAGCUUGAGCUGAUGAUCCUACCCGGCGCAGCAUCUCCACACCCUGGCAGCCAAGGGAUGAGGUCACGGGUGGGGAGCCGGCGAGGACGGGGUCACCUGCUAUCUUGGAAGUCCAGCCUCAGCCUCAGCCACACGCCACCCUUGGUUUUUGCUCAUCCCAGCCCCAGCAGUAAAGCAACAACGGCAACACCUUCUCUGGGCUCAACGUGACCAGCAAUCAGAUGACACAGAGAAAACAAGCGUGUGACUUGUUCUGUUCCGCACAUGGUGCUCAGUGAUUUACAUGAGACUCUUCUUAUUCAAUGUGCUGUGUCAUGAGCAAGAAUGUAGGGAGCACGAGAGCCAGAUCUCUGAACAUUAAGUUUGAUUUAUUCUUAGUCUGUAUUUUACUUCACCACACCCUUAUUUACAGGAGUCACAGUGAUACCUGCAUCAGAUUUUUAAAAUAUCUGGUCAUGUGUAUUUUAAAAUACUCUAAAAAUAUUAUAAAAACCGUUAUAAGAAGGGCUUUCCCACUGAGCAGGUACACUAACCAGUGUGGUACCUACAUAAUCUGUGACUCUUGAGCUCUGAAAAGAUGGCUAUAGCUACCGUGACUCCAGAUUUCUUACUUUAUCUAAUGUAAUGAAUUUACUUUAAAAACUGACGUAGGAGAAGGGAAAGCAGAAAGGAUCACGAUGCAAUUUGUGUAUGUACCAGUUCCCCGCAAUGAUGCAUUUGUUAUGUAUCACAAUGCAUACAUUUCACUCAAACUGUUUCUCAUGUAGGGUGUUCCUGUGUUACAGUGUGUACCUGUGUGUCGGGACAUGCAUUGCUUCUAGUGUUACAUGUAAACAUGCCACUGAUCUAGUCCCUGUUCACAUAUUGAUUCAGCAUGUGUGAUUCUUUUGCUGUCUAAUGAUGUCACAUUAUAAUGUGUUUCUUUGAAUAUUUGAGGCAGACAGUAUAAGUUACCCAUACAAAUCAUAACUGGUAAUGAGAUAAAAAUCUCAUUUUAAUUGCAAAAUACCUAAAUUAUCUUUCUAGUUAAAAAUAAGUAUAGACCAAUUUUUAAAUCAGCAAUGAAAACGUUUUACCGAGGCCAAAUUGUAUAGAAGUGCAAAUGUUAGUUCUAUGACAGGAACCCUCUUAUAGUAUUGGUGGGAUUGUUGUACAACUGGUACAACCACUAUAGAAAUCAGUAUGAAGAGUCCCCAAAAAACUAAAACUAGAAAUGCCAUUCGACCCAGCUAUACCUCUUUUGGUUAUCUUCCUGAAAGAACAAAGGCCAUAUUCCAGUGAUAUGUGCAUACUCAAAUUUAUAGCAGCACAAUUUACAGUAGCUAAAUUAUGGAAGGAAACUCUAUGCCCAUUAACAGAUAAAUAAAGAAAACGUGAUCUACUACCUAGCCAUAAAGAAAGAUAAAUAUGAGUCAUUGGCAGAAAAAUAGAUGGAGCUUGAGCCCAUAAUGGUAGAGAAACUUACUUAUUUACUUUGGUACCAGUAACCUAACUCAGGACCUUGUGCUUGCCAGGCAGGCGCUGUGCCACUGAACUACAUCCUCAGCCCCAACAGACCAUAGUAGUAAGUGAAAUAAAUCAGACAUAGAGCGUCAAUUGAAUCCUUUCUCAAUAGGAUAUGAGAAACCCAAAAUAUAAGUAUUCAAAGAGCAAGAUAAAAGACUGAUGGGAGGAAACAGUGAUGUAGACUUUGUGGAAAUGGGAAGGGGAUCUGAGGGACUGGAAAGAGGAAGGGCAGGGCGAGGAGAGUAGAAAUGAUCAAGAUGUGACGUGUGUAUACUAACUCUCGGGGAUGAACGCAUUAUGUAUCACAGAUAGGUAGACAGCAAUUGGAAGAAGAUAUGUUGUAAGAUCCACAACAAAUCGCAGUUGCCCUUCACUGAGAUGGAACCCAAUGAGAAAGCUGACUACUGUUAUGUAAUUUGUUUAAAGAUAAUGAAGUGCGCUGUAUUAAGAGAUAUUGGCAAAUUCACAGUGAAUUUGAUAAAUUUUCUCUCAACCUCCCAAAAAGAAUGGAUGAAAAUACUUGAAAUUAAAAUUGACUAUCUAAGAAGAAAAAAAUUAAGAUUUUUUUUUAUUUUAAAAAUUGAAGACUUUUACCAGAGUCCCGGUUAUCUCUUUAGGGUAUUAACUUACUGCGAUUCUCACACACAUGUAUGCUUGCACACAUAUUCUUAGGUGGAAAGCUAGUAGAAGAAAUUAUUAUUUUCAUUACAGAAAUUUUGUCAUGAAUUUAUGAGGAAAAGUAUAAAAAUUAUAUCUCACAAAAAGUAGCAACUGCAAGUAGUUACCAACACAAUAGCUUAAAAAAUGCAAGACCUUAACAAUAACAAAAUCAACUAACUUGAAUUUUGAAAAACUGCAAGUUUUCAUUUUAAAUUUUUAAUUUCUUUUUGCUUUAGGAGAGUCAGGAAAUAUAAAAUACACUGCCCAAUUAGUAAUUUGGGUAUGUUUUGUCCCAGAACACUUUUUAAUUUACAAAGAAAUACUGUUUAUUCGUGACCUAAAAUGUCAAACUCAUGGUAUAGGUAUUUUGUCAGUCCUUUACGUCUGUCAGAGAGGAAUUUUGGAUAGGUAUUUAAACAUUAGUUUCUAACACAAUGAACAGUUUUCUAACUAUGUUAGGCCAAAAAUCCAGAUUUAUUGGUAUUCUUUUUAAAGACUGAUGGAUGUUUCCUUUAUUUCUUUGUUUCACUGUAUGAUGCAGCUUAAAAAUAUUUAUGUUCAAUUUUCUAAAGCCAAUUCCAUGAGACAUGUCCUGGAUACUGUUGCUAAGAUCACUCAGUGUAUACAUGCAAAUGCAAUGCAUCGCUGUAAGUUUAUGGAUCUGUUGAAAGAAAUAGAAGACAGUGAAUUUAAUGGCUUCAUGACUUCUUUGCCAAGGUUCUUUGCUUGAAUUAGGGAAGAGUUUUACAAAGAUUUACUCCACUGCCAACUCCAAUUCAAGAUUGUUUUGAAAAUAAAGAAUAUUGAGCCGGGUGUGGGGGAGUGCAUGUACAUAACGCCAGCACUCAGGAAGCUGAGACAGGAGGAUCACCUUGACUUCAAGGCCGGCCUGGGAUACACAGUG